UAUAUAUAUAGAGAGAGAGGGCUGAGCGCCAGGAUCUGUGUCAACAAACAAACAGUUUGACAGCCACAUUUCCAGAUUCUUUUUUAAAGCUUGAACAUGGAGCGCGGAGAGCACGGUGCUCCGAGGAAGAAGAGUCGCAGUAGAUGUUGCGUUUGUUUCCUCGCCGUCUUGGCCAUACUGGGCAUUAUCGCUCUGGUGCUGGCACUGACGCUGCGUCACAAACAAUUUCACACAACUUUCAGAGAAAGGUGUGAGAAGGCCGAAGGAUACGACUGUCAAAAGCUAUGGCGUGCAUUUGAACAAGCCUAUGUAGGACGGGACCCAUGUCAAGUUCCCAUGGAAGCCUACGACCCUUUCAUUGCCGAGGCCCACUUCAAACCUGCUUGCAACAGAAUGUUGUUCUGGAGCAAAACAAAGGAUGUGGUCCAUGACUUCACGAAUAAGAGAGAUUGUUUUGUCACCUUGGAGGACACUCUUUUGGGAUCCGUGGUGGACGGCCUGACCUGGUGUGGAAAGGAGGGCAGCAGUGAAACAUUCACGACGGGAUGCCCGGGAUGGACGGACUGCGUGAACAACUCUGUUCGCUCAUUUUGGAACCGAGCCUCAGCUGCCUUUGGAGAAGCUGCCUGUGGUGACGUCACAGCGAUGCUAAACGGAUCCAUCGAGACCCCGUUCAGUCCUUACAGUAUUUUCGCGAGCAUCGAAGCGCCGAGGCUCAGCUCCAGCCGUGUGAAAAAGCUGAAUGUUGUCCUGGUCACACAGCCGGAUUCUGUGACAAACUGUGAAACUGCAUCUUUAAAGGAUUUACAGAAAGAGCUGGAUCGAGGAAUUGUAUAUAACUGCCAGGAAGUGCCCGAAGCUAAGGUCCAGGAGUGCGCCUCCAAUUCACAUAUAGCCUGUGGAGCCUGCUGGUGAGGGACGUGUCCCGGCUCGUUGUAUACAUAAUCUGAAUUACUAGUUCAACAAGAACCAGCUACAAAAGAUAUUUGUCUGGAUAGUUUUCACUCCUAUCAAAGGUCCAGUGUGUAGGAUUUAGUAGCAUCUAUAGGUGUAGUUACUGGUUGAAGCACCUUCACCUCAUCCUGCCCUUCAUAGCGUGAAAGAAAAACUACGGUGGCCAUGAAACGCAUGAAAAAUGUGAAAGUAUAGUGCCAGUAUAAGGGACCAAAAACAUAACGAUACCAUCAUUUCUCAGGCGAUUAUAUUACCAUAUUUUACACACUGGACCUUUAAAUAAAAUACAUUGAAGGGAAAAGGAUUUCUUUUUCUACCUGUGGGCCAGUUUGACUUAAUGUGAAAUGUGUCUUUAUAUAAAUGUCUUUGAAAGAUUUUUUUACAAUGUGACAAUGCACUUUUGUAUCUUUUAUUGAAUAAAGAGGUUUGUGUGUGAUGGGAAAACUUUCUAACUGUAAAAGAGUUCUGAUGAAGUGUCAUGUACCGUAUCAGUGCUGCUAUCCAUAACAAUCACAUUCGACUGAUAAUCUCACUCCUGCCUGAUGGUUAACAGGUUUUAAAUAAUAAUUAAAAUAUUAUGUUGUGAAA
Molecule: messenger RNA, 1542 nt
Organism: Larimichthys crocea (large yellow croaker)
Lineage: Eukaryota; Metazoa; Chordata; Actinopteri; Sciaenidae
Product: ADP-ribosyl cyclase/cyclic ADP-ribose hydrolase 1
Exons: 8
Coding region: 97-915 (272 amino acids)
Biological process (GO): positive regulation of B cell proliferation
Cellular component (GO): plasma membrane
Molecular function (GO): phosphorus-oxygen lyase activity; NAD+ nucleosidase activity, cyclic ADP-ribose generating
Source: RefSeq, a predicted model, not a curated record